AUGCCUUCGCCUCUCAGCAUCCAAACACUCACCCUGGGCCUGCUUGCCACGGGGGGGCUUGUUGCUGCCGGUCCUUGCGACAUCUAUUCUUCCGGCGGUACGCCAUGUGUAGCUGCACAUAGCACCACUCGUGGCCUCUAUAGUGCCUACUCAGGCCCGCUCUACCAAGUGAAGCGUGGCUCUGACGGUGGCACUUUGGAUAUAUCGCCGCUUUCUGCUGGCGGUGUUGCCAACGCUGCUGCCCAAGACUCUUUCUGCAGCGGGACAACUUGCCUCAUCACUGUCAUCUAUGACCAGUCUGGCCACAACAGUCACCUUACCCAAGCUCCACCAGGUGGUGCUGCCAGCGGCGGGGAUGUUGGUGGCUACGAUUUCCCAGUCACUGCUAUUGGUGCACCAAUCACCUUGAAUGGUCAGAAGGCAUACGGCGUGUUCAUCUCGCCCGGCACUGGCUAUCGAAACAACGAGGCCAACGGGACAGCCGUAGGUGAUGAGGCCGAGGGCAUGUAUGCCGUUUUCGAUGGCACCCACUACAACGGGGGAUGCUGCUUUGAUUAUGGCAAUGCUGAGACUAACAACCUGGAUACUGGUGAUGGCCACAUGGAAGCUAUUUACUUUGGUCUGGGUACCGGCUACGGCGUGGGCAGUGGCAAUGGUCCAUGGGUUCUCGCUGAUCUCGAAAACGGGCUAUACACAGACUCAAAAGUCAGUGUCAACCCUAGUAACCCGAGCAUCACCUCUCGCUUUGUCACGGCAGUUGUCAAGGGAAACACAAACAACCAAUGGGCGGUCCGCGGCGGUGACUCUGUGUCAGGCUCACUAUCAACCUACUAUAGCGGAAUCCGCCCAACAAAUGGAGAUUAUAACCCGAUGCAGAAGGAAGGUGCCAUUAUUCUAGGUAUUGGCGGUGAUAACAGCAACUGGGCUCAGGGCACCUUCUACGAAGGAGUAAUGACAACAGGAUAUCCGUCCGACGACACCGAGAACCAAGUGCAGGCUGACAUCGUGGCCGCCAAAUAUGGCGUUGGAGCCAUGAACAGUGGUCCUGGAUUUACCGUUGGAUCUACCAUUACCCUUCGAGCUACUACAUCCUGCUGCACGACACGUUACCUUGCACACAGCGGCGACGCGGUUAACACCCAAGUCGUUUCAUCAUCAAGCAGCACGACGCUUCAACAGCAGGCCAGCUGGGUGGUGCGCACAGGUCUUGGGAACAGCGCCUGUUACUCCUUUGAAUCUGUAGAUACACCCGGCAGUUUUAUUCGCCAUUCCAACUUCCAACUCUACGUUAACAGCAACGAUGGCUCAAAGCUAUUCGGUGAGGACGCUACGUUCUGCAUGCAGGCUGGUUUGAAUGGCCAGGGCAGCUCAAUUCGAUCAUGGAACUAUCCCGCCCAUUACAUCCGACAUUUCAAUGCUUUGGGCUACGCUGCAAGCAACGGUGGACCCAAGGAAUUUGAGUCUGCUACUUCGUUCAACGACGACGUAAGCUGGGUGGCUGGCUCUGGCUUUUAG
Clonostachys byssicola is the source of this 1515-nucleotide messenger RNA. Lineage: Eukaryota; Fungi; Ascomycota; Sordariomycetes; Hypocreales; Bionectriaceae. The record is from the annotation of a GenBank genome assembly.